GUCGCUAUGAACUGUAAGAACUGGUAAAGAAAACAGCUGAUGAACCAAUAAAUUCCAGCUGCUUAUCCAGAAAUUCUAGGGGCUAGACAACUCGAAGAUGUCAUUUCUUACAAAAUUCGGAAGCCAUGUAUACAAAAGUGGACUGGGGUUGCUAAACGCCGCUUUCUCUGGGAAAGCGCCAGCAACCAUCGCAAACGAUCGAAGUUAUCACAUAAUGGCGAACUGUCGUACGUUAGGAGCAGAUCGUUUGGCUGCCACUAGCAAUGCUAUUGUGCCCACAAAUGUAGCUGCAGUGUCCGCCGAAGUGGGCCAACAGCGUUUGCUAACACCUUUUACUUCACUCUUAACACAAGUGGCUGGUUUUAAGGUUAAAGGUCGCUUGCGUCGUCGGUGCAAAGAUUGCUACUUUGUGGUGCGGCAACAGCGUGCCUAUGUAAUCUGUCCCACUCACCCGCGACAUAAACAAAUGGCUAUGAAGAAGCGUGAAAAGAAUACUUGGAUAUUAACGCAUGCGACACAAUCGAAAGUAAGGCCAUACUGAGAUGAAUAAACUGGAGUAGCCCACUGGUGUAUGUAUAGAGUGCAUUGUUUUAUCGUACCGUGGUAAAUAAACCAAAUACUUUUUUAA
Molecule: messenger RNA, 628 nt
Organism: Rhagoletis zephyria (snowberry fruit fly)
Lineage: Eukaryota; Metazoa; Arthropoda; Insecta; Diptera; Tephritidae
Gene: mRpL36
Product: mitochondrial ribosomal protein L36
Biological process (GO): translation
Cellular component (GO): mitochondrial large ribosomal subunit; ribosome
Molecular function (GO): structural constituent of ribosome
Source: RefSeq, a predicted model, not a curated record